Molecule: messenger RNA, 10795 nt
Organism: Ictidomys tridecemlineatus (thirteen-lined ground squirrel)
Lineage: Eukaryota; Metazoa; Chordata; Mammalia; Rodentia; Sciuridae
Gene: Ttc28
Product: tetratricopeptide repeat domain 28
Molecular function (GO): protein binding
Source: RefSeq, a predicted model, not a curated record
UCGGCGGCGCGCGGCACGGCGGGAACAUGGCGCGCGGGAGCGGUGCGCGCGCCUAGCUGGCGGGACCGUUAGCUCGAGGCGGACGCGGCCCGGGUCCCGCGGGGAUGGAGCAGCCGCUGCCGCCAGCGUCCGAACCGACCCCAGCGUCGACCCCGGCCCGGAGCCGCAGGCGGCGGGAGCCCGAGUCUCCGCCGGCGCCAGCGCCGAUUUCUCUUUUUGGUGCUAAGACUAUUGGCCGGAGAAGUCCUGAUGAACCAGUACUGAGCAAAGCUGAAUUUGUUGAGAAAGUUCGUCAGAGUAACCAGGCUUGUCACGAUGGCGAUUUCCACACAGCUAUUGUCCUGUACAAUGAAGCCCUGGCUGUUGACCCUCAGAACUGCAUUUUAUACAGCAAUAGAUCUGCAGCCUACAUGAAAAUCCAGCAGUAUGACAAGGCACUGGAUGAUGCAAUCAAAGCCCGGCUUCUCAAUCCCAAAUGGCCAAAGGCAUACUUCCGACAGGGUGUUGCCCUCCAGUACCUUGGACGUCAUGCCGAUGCCCUGGCAGCCUUCGCAUCUGGACUGGCUCAAGACCCCAAGAGCCUCCAGCUUCUGGUGGGGAUGGUAGAAGCCGCCAUGAAAUCUCCCAUGAGAGACUCCCUGGAACCCACUUAUCAGCAACUUCAGAAAAUGAAACUGGACAAGAGUCCCUUUGUGGUCGUGUCUGUGGUUGGGCAGGAGCUCCUGACGGCCGGCCACCAUGGGGCCUCUGUGGUUGUCCUAGAAGCCGCUCUGAAGAUUGGCACCUGCAGCCUCAAGCUGAGGGGCUCCGUUUUCUCUGCCCUGAGCAGCGCGUACUGGUCUCUCGGGAACACAGAGAAGAGCACUGGAUACAUGCAGCAGGACUUGGACGUAGCCAAGACCUUAGGUGACCAGACAGGAGAAUGCCGGGCUCAUGGGAACCUGGGCUCUGCAUUCUUCUCCAAAGGAAACUACCGGGAGGCUCUCACCAGCCACAGGCAUCAGCUGGUGCUCGCCAUGAAACUCAAGGAUCGGGAGGCAGCUUCGUCAGCCCUGAGCAGUCUGGGCCAUGUGUAUACAGCCAUCGGAGACUACCCCAAUGCACUGGCCAGUCACAAACAGUGUGUUCUUCUCGCCAAGCAGUCCAAAGACGAGCUUUCCGAAGCCCGAGAACUUGGCAACAUGGGAGCUGUGUAUAUUGCCAUGGGCGACUUUGAGAAUGCCGUGCAGUGCCACGAGCAGCACCUGAAGAUAGCCAAGGAGCUGGGGAACAAGCGGGAAGAGGCCCGGGCCUACAGCAAUCUGGGCAGCGCCUACCAUUACCGCAGGAACUUCGACAAGGCCAUGUCCUACCACAACUACGUGCUGGAGCUGGCGCAGGAGCUGAUGGAGAAGGCCAUCGAGAUGCGGGCCUACGCAGGCCUGGGCCACGCCGCCAGGUGCAUGCAGGAUUUGGAAAGAGCGAAACAGUACCACGAGCAGCAGCUGGGCAUAGCUGAGGACCUCAAGGAUCGGGCAGCAGAGGGGCGCGCCUCCUCCAAUCUGGGAAUCAUCCACCAGAUGAAAGGCGACUACGACACUGCGCUGAAGCUGCACAAGACGCACCUGUGCAUCGCCCAGGAGCUGAGCGAUUACGCCGCCCAGGGCCGCGCCUACGGGAACAUGGGCAACGCCUACAACGCCCUGGGCCUGUACGACCAGGCGGUCAAGUACCACCGGCAGGAGCUGCAGAUCUCCAUGGAAGUGAACGACCGCGCCUCCCAGGCGUCCACGCACGGGAACCUCGCCGUGGCCUACCAGGCCCUGGGCGCCCACGACCGGGCCCUGCAGCACUAUCAGAACCACCUGAACAUCGCCCGGGAGCUGAGGGACAUCCAGAGCGAGGCCCGGGCCCUGAGCAACCUGGGGAACUUCCACUGCUCCCGGGGAGAGUAUGUCCAGGCUGCCCCCUAUUACGAACAGUACCUGCGGCUCGCUCCUGACCUCCAGGACAUGGAGGGAGAAGGGAAGGUCUGCCACAAUCUCGGCUAUGCCCAUUACUGCCUUGGCAAUUACCAGGAGGCGGUGAAGUACUACGAGCAGGACCUGGCAUUGGCCAAAGACCUUCAUGACAAGUUGAGCCAGGCGAAAGCCUACUGCAACCUGGGCCUCGCAUUCAAGGCGCUGCUGAAUUUCAGCAAAGCUGAAGAGUGUCAGAAGUACCUGCUGUCCUUAGCCCAGUCCCUGAAUAAUUCCCAGGCUAAAUUCCGGGCCCUAGGGAACCUGGGCGAUAUAUUCAUCUGUAAAAAAGAUAUAAAUGGUGCAAUAAAAUUCUACGAGCAGCAGCUGGGCUUAGCCCAUCACGUAAAGGACCGAAGGCUGGAGGCCAGUGCGUACGCAGCCCUGGGCACUGCAUACCGGAUGAUCCAGAAGUAUGACAAGGCCCUGGGCUAUCACACGCAGGAGCUCGAGGUGUACCAGGAGCUCAGCGACCUGCCAGGGGAGUGCAGAGCCCACGGGCACCUGGCUGCUGUCUACAUGGCCCUUGGCAAGUACACGAUGGCCUUCAAGUGUUACGAGGAGCAGCUGGAUCUGGGGCAGAAGCUGAAGGACCCAAGCCUAGAGGCCCAGGUCUAUGGCAACAUGGGCAUCACGAAGAUGAACAUGAACGUGAUGGAGGAAGCCAUCGGCUACUUUGAGCAGCAGUUGGCCAUGCUGCAGCAGCUCAGCGGCAACGAGUCUGUGCUCGACAGGGGCCGCGCCUACGGCAACCUGGGGGAUUGCUACGAGGCCCUGGGUGACUACGAGGAAGCCAUCAAGUACUAUGAGCAGUAUUUAUCUGUGGCCCAGAGUCUGAAUCGCAUGCAAGACCAAGCCAAGGCUUACCGGGGGCUAGGAAACGGACACAGGGCCAUGGGGAGCCUGCAGCAAGCCCUCGUGUGCUUCGAAAAGAGGCUGGUGGUGGCCCACGAGCUCGGGGAGGCCUCCAACAAAGCCCAGGCCUAUGGCGAGCUGGGGAGUCUGCACAGCCAGCUGGGGAACUACGAGCAGGCCAUUUCCUGCCUCGAGCGCCAGCUCAGCAUCGCUCGGGAGAUGAAGGACCGAGCCCUGGAGAGUGACGCGGCCUGUGGCCUGGGGGGCGUCUACCAGCAGAUGGGCGAGUACGACACGGCCCUGCAGUACCACCAGCUCGAUCUGCAGAUCGCCGAGGAAACCAACAACCCCACGUGCCAGGGCCGAGCCUACGGGAACCUGGGCCUGACGUACGAGUCCCUGGGCACCUUCGAGAGGGCUGUGGUCUACCAAGAGCAGCACUUGAGCAUCGCUGCGCAGAUGAACGACCUGGUGGCCAAGACGGUGUCCUACAGUAGCCUCGGAAGGACCCACCAUGCCUUGCAGAACUACUCCCAGGCCGUCAUGUACUUACAGGAAGGUUUAAGGUUAGCUGAGCAACUGGGCCGAAGAGAAGAUGAGGCAAAAAUUCGCCAUGGUCUAGGCCUCUCCCUUUGGGCUAGUGGAAACCUGGAGGAGGCCCAACACCAGCUCUACAGGGCGUCGGCCUUGUUCGAGACCAUCCGGCACGAGGCGCAGCUGAGCACCGACUGCAGACUCUCGCUCUUCGACCUACAGACGUCGUCCUACCAGGCCUUGCAGCGGGUGCUCGUCAGCCUUGGCCACCACGAUGAAGCCCUGGCUGUAGCAGAAAGAGGUCGGACAAGGGCAUUUGCUGAUCUUCUGGUGGAGCGACAGACAGGACAGCAGGACUCGGACCCCUACUCCCCAGUCACCAUCGACCAGAUCCUGGAGAUGGUCAACAGCCAGAGGGGACUGGUGCUCUACUACUCGCUGGCGGCUGGCUACCUGUACAGCUGGCUGCUGGCUCCAGGGGCAGGAAUUCUGAAGUUCCAUGAGCACUACCUGGGUGACAGCACCGUGGAAAACUCCAGCGACUUCCAGGCCAGCAGCAGUGCAGCGCUCCCAACGGCAGCCAGCUCCACCCUGGAACAGCAUAUCGCCAGCGUCCGCGAGGCCCUGGGGGUGGAGUCUUACUACUCGAGGGCCUGUGCCAGCAGCGAGACGGAGAGCGAGGCUGGAGACCUCAUGGACCAGCAGUUCGAGGAGAUGAACAACAAGCUCAACUCGGUCACCGACCCCACCGGCUUCCUGAGAAUGGUCCGCCGCAAUAACCUGGUAAACAGGAGCUGCCAGAGCAUGACGAGCCUGUUCAGUAGCACCGUGUCGCCCAUCAAGGACGGGACCUCCUCUCUCCCCAGGAGGCAGAGCUCCUUCUCCAAGCCCCCGCUGCGCGCCCUCUACGACCUGCUCAUCGCGCCCAUGGAAGGGGGCCUGAUGCACUCCAGCGGCCCCGUGGGCCGGCACCGGCAGCUGGUCCUGGUCCUGGAGGGGGAGCUCUACCUCAUCCCCUUCGCCCUGCUCAAGGGCAGCUCCUCCAACGAGUACCUGUACGAGCGCUUCGCCCUCAUCGCUGUGCCCGCCAUCCGCUCGCUCGGCCCACACGCCAAGUCCCACCUGAGGAAGACCCCACCUGCAUACCCCAGCUCAGCGUCCAUGGCAGCUGUCAUUGGCAACCCCAAGCUCCCGUCGGCAGUGAUGGACAGGUGGCUGUGGGGGCCCAUGCCGUCGGCUGAGGAAGAAGCACACAUGGUGUCUGAGCUGCUGGGCUGCCAGCCCCUGGUGGGCAGCGUGGCCACCAAGGAGCGGGUCAUGAGCGCCCUGACCCAGGCCGAGUGCGUCCACUUCGCCACCCACAUCUCAUGGAAACUGUCGGCCCUGGUCCUCACGCCCAGCGUGGACGGCAACCCUGCUGGCAGCAAGAGCUCCUUCGGCCACCCCUACACGAUCCCUGAGUCCCUGCGGGUGCAGGACGACGCCAGCGACGGGGAGAGCAUCUCGGACUGCCCGCCCCUGCGGGAGCUGCUGCUCACAGCCGCCGACCUGCUGGACCUGCGGCUGCCCGUGAAGCUGGUGGUGCUCGGCUCAUCGCAGGAGGCCAGCGGCAGGGUCACGGCCGACGGCGUGGUGGCGCUGACGCGGGCCUUCCUGGCCGCUGGCGCGCAGUGUGUGCUGGUGGCUCUGUGGCCGGUGCCCGUGGCCGCUUCCAAGAUGUUCGUCCACGCCUUCUACUCCUCGCUGCUCAACGGGCUCAAGGCCAGCGCUGCCCUGGGGGAGGCCAUGAAGGCCGUGCAGAGCAGCAAGGCCUUCGCGCACCCCUCCAACUGGGCAGGGUUCCUGCUCAUCGGGAGCGACGUCAAGCUCAACAGCCCCUCCUCGCUCGUCGGCCAGGCCCUCACAGAGAUCCUGCAGCACCCAGAGCGAGCACGGGACGCCCUGCGAGUGCUGCUGCACCUGGUGGAGAAGUCCCUGCAGCGCAUCCAGAACGGUCAGCGCAACGCCAUGUACACCUCGCAGCAGAGCGUGGAGAACAAAGUGGGUGGCAUCCCGGGCUGGCAGGCCCUCCUCACCGCUGUGGGCUUCCGGCUGGACCCCCCGGCCAGCGGCCUCCCAGCGGCCGUCUUCUUCCCCACCUCCGACCCGGGGGACCGGCUCCAGCAGUGCAGCAGCACCCUCCAGUCCCUGCUGGGUCUGCCCAACCCCGCCCUCCAGGCCCUCUGCAAGCUCAUCACUGCCUCAGAGACUGGGGAGCAGCUCAUCAGCCGGGCUGUUAAAAAUAUGGUGGGAAUGCUCCACCAGGUGCUGGUGCAGCUCCAGGCUGGUGAGAAGGAGCAGGACUUCGCCUCAGUCCCCAUCCAGGUGUCCAUCAGCGUCCAGCUGUGGCGGCUCCCGGGAUGCCACGAGUUCCUGGCCGCGCUCGGGUUCGACCUGUGUGAGGUGGGGCAGGAGGAGGUCAUCCUGAAGACCGGGAAGCAGGCCAGCCGGCGCACCGUGCACUUCGCCCUGCAGUCGCUGCUGGCUCUCUUUGAUUCCACCGAGCUCCCCAAGCGCCUCAGCCUGGACAGUUCGUCCUCCCUGGAGUCCCUGGCCUCUGCUCAAUCCGUCUCCAACACCCUGCCCUUGGGCUGCCAGCACCCGCCCUUCUCCCCGACAGGGGCGGAUAGCCUGGCCUCGGACGCCAUCUCCGUGUACAGCCUGAGCUCCAUCGCCUCCUCCAUGAGCUUCGUCUCCAGGCCGGAGUGUGGCCCGGAGGGCGGAGGCCCCAGGGGACGGCAGGACUUCGACAAGCCCAAGAACACUUACCCACAGCGAGCCACCACCCUGCCGCGGAGCCCGCUGUCCCCCCAGGCCCGGGGGGCGGGCAGCAAGGACGAGGAGGAGUACGAGGGCUUCUCCAUCGUCAGCACCGAGCCCCUGGCCGCCCACCCCGAGGGCAGGGAGGCGCGCUUCUCCCCGGACCCCAAGCAGGCCCGCGGGGGCGCCGCCAUGGGCGCCAAGAUAUCGGUCAGCUCCAAGGGCAGCGUGAGCACCCCCAACUCCCCGGCCAAGAUGACUCUGAUCCCCAGCCCCAACUCGCCCUUCCAGAAGGUGGGCAAGCUGGCCAGCUCCGACACGGGCGAGUCGGACCAGUCCAGCACCGAGACGGACAGCACCGUCAAGUCCCAGGAGGAUGGCAGCCCCAAGCUGGACCCCCAGGAGCUGGCUCAGAAGAUUCUGGAAGAGACGCAGAGUCACCUCCUGGCGGUGGAGCGGCUCCAGAGGAGCGGCGGCCAGGGCGGCCCCGGGAGCCCCCGCGAGGACGGCGCCCCGGUGCCCCCCAGCGCCCCGGUCUUCAGAGCCUCGGAAACCAGCGCCUUCAGCAGGCCCGUUCUCUCCCACCAGAAGAGCCAGCCGUCGCCCGUCGCCACCAAACCAAAGCCCCCGGCCCGGAGCUCGUCCCUGCCCAAGGUGAGCUCCGGGUACAGCAGCCCCGCGUCCCCGAGCCAGCACAGCGGCCGCCCGUCCCCCUGCGUCCAGGCCUCCCUGUCGGACCAGCCGCUCUUCAAACUCAAGUACCCCAGCUCCCCCUACAGCGCCCACAUCUCCAGGUCGCCGCGGACCCUGUCCCCCAGCUCGGGUCACCAGUCCCCGGCGGGCAGCGCACCCUCGCCCGCGCUCUCCUACUCCUCGGCCGGCUCCGCGCGCUCCAGCCCCGCCGACGCCCCCGACCUGGACAAGCUGAAGCUGGCGGCCAUUGACGAAAAGGUGCAGGCCGUGCACAACCUGAAGAUGCUGUGGCAGAGCGCGCCCCAGCCCCCCGCGGGGCCCGUGAGGGUGCUGCGAGGGCCCCCGGGAACCGCCACCUCCAAGAGAGACGUGCUCAGCCUGCUAAACUUGUCGCCUCGGCACAACAAGAAGGAGGAGGGGGUUGACAAGCUGGAACUGCAGGAGCUGUCGCUGCAGCCGCGGGACGAGGCGCCCCCCAGGGCCCCCCCCAACGGCCACUGGCGCCCCGAGACCACCGCGCUGGGCCCCGCCGCCCCCGCUCGCCCCCUGAGACUUCCUUCAGCAAACGGCUACAAGUUCCUGUCCCCAGGAAGGUUUUUUCCUUCUUCCAAAUGCUGAAGCUUCCCUCUUUCCGCCCACGACUCUGAGAGCAGCGCGCUCCCGCGGGGGCCACCCGCCGGAGCACUGUCCCCCUCAGCCGCGCAGCGCCCCCAGUGGCGGCCCUGGUAGGGCACGUCGCUCCGCCCGCCCCUCAGGCGCCCCGGGCUGGUGGCCAGGGAUGGCACUGGGGCGAGUCUCCGCACCUCACCCGUGUCCACCCCGGACCCCCUGCCACUCGUCUUUGAUGUGAUUCUUUGACAGGAUUUUGUACAAAAAUGGCCAUGAUUCUGGGUGGAGGGGACAUAUCUGCAGAAACUCCAAUGCUCUGUACCAGGUGCCACCGGGAGAGUCAGAAAAUCCAAGUCGAGUUCGACAUGGAAGUGUCAUAUUAGCCAAAAACAGAAUAACGGUUUCAAAAUGCCAAUGACGUAAACCUGUCGCAGUCCUACGGCCAGCCACAGCCACUUGCAAUAACGCCCGUCAGCGCGCUUCCGCAAGGCCCUCGGGCCCCACCUCAGCCAAACUUGAAUUUUCUUAAAAAGUUUAUGUAACUCCGACCCAGGCAUUUUAGAACUAUGCAAUUGUGAUUUAAGAUGCAACUUUGUGCUUUUAAAACAUUACUGACCUUUUUUGUACACGGAUGAACAACCUGGUUUUGUUAUCAAUAGUACUUUGCAUUUAUAGCUGUUAUUUUUAAAAGCUCAAAAAGUUUUUUAAAAUGCCAAAUUUUGAAUAGUCAUCCAUAAGCAAUUAUCAAGUUUUGGGGGAAAGGGUUGAAAAUAUUCAGUUUCCUUAUUAAGCAAAAAAGAAAAAAAAAAAGAAAAAGGAGGGAAAAAAACUAACAAAACAAAACUCUGGUUCACCAGACGGAACCAGACCCUCCUUCCAGCCCGGUUGCCUUUGAUUAGGUGCUCAUUGUCCCCCCUCUUCCCCACUCCAGGCCCCACAGACCUCUUCAGCCUCCAUGGGCCGCCACGUCCCAUAGCCCUGGGGCCCUGUCCCCUGUGAGCUGCCUUGCUGGUGCCAGUCCUGGGACGCAGGGCACCCGCAUCUGAACCAUUGCUAAACAGACAGGAAGUCGGGGAUCAGAGACCAGGCACAGCUCCCGCAGAGACAGCAGGACCCUCAAGGUCUCUGCUAGCUGGACACAUCAAGGGAAUGGCCACCUUGGGGUGGCCUUUAAUUUAUUUUAAUAUAGAAAUGAAGUGUUGGAAAUCCUAUUAGUGCUAAAAUUAGCUGGAGAAUCUAGAAUUAUCUAAAAGAUACUUAUUUAAAGUUAAAGCCCCCCUCCCUUGCUGUGAGGGUCCACCACAGAAGGUGCUCAGCCACCUGACCUGGGACCUCAGCACGUGGAGGGGACACAUGGGGCUGCCAGAGGGACGCCAGCACCAGGACCCCAGCUGCAGCCUUAGCCGUGGGGAGGGUCGCACUGCACCGACAUGACUGGCCCCAUGCCUGUGGGGGUCAGCGUACUCUUCUGAGGGGACGAAAGGAUGUCCUCCACUCGGUUACUCUCAGGAGCGCAUCGUGGAGGGCUUACGACAGCCAGGCCGAUUCAGGGAGGCUGCCCUGUCCAGCCCUGACCGCCCCGGGAGGGAUCCUUCAUAAAGCAGUGGGCAGUUGUGAGAAGUCUUAUGUUCACAGGGGAAGAUGGUACUAGAAGUGCUAGAGUAGCAGGUGACAGCCAGGGGGACAGCACUGUGUGUUCAGAUGGCAAGUCAGUUCUCAGCAAGGAAGAGCACACCCCGUCAAGCCCCGCCCCACCGCCAGCCUCCUCAGGGCGCCUCCGCAGUCCCCUGGCCAAAUGCCCUAAGCCCUCGGGCAGGGGCCUGGGUUCUGUGGCCUUGUCCCUCCACUCUGGAGAACACCUCCCCCCAGAGCACUUCCUGCGGGUUCAGCCGGCGAGUACUGGUGACCGACCUGCUUCUAGCCCUCGGUACCUGUUGUCCCUGGUCUCCUGCUGCACACAGGACCUUUCCACCUGGUCCUGAACAUCAGUUUCAGGGGGGAAACGAGUGGCUGGAUAGAGGUCCAGUGUCCCCACCGGAGUCCCCACGUGUACAAAUCAGCGUCAGAGUGAAUUUCCAGGCUACUCUGAAAACUGUGUGCUUGCACCGUGGGAGACGGUGGGACAACUCGGACUUCUUGGCAGGAGCAGGGGCUGGCAGGGGACCCGUAGGCUAAUUUUUUUUGGGGGGGUGUCCUAGGCUGAGAGGAUUCUACCUCUUUCAGUCGCUCUCUAAGUACCUACAUGAUAUUCUUGAUCUUGCCUCUUGGCCCCCGAAGCCUAAAUGAUCAAAUGCUGACCCGGGUUGAAAGAGAAAGUUUGCAAGUCCCGGCGUAGGCCUGCGACCCAGGAAGGAGUGUCGGGAGGGAGGACAGCCGUGGAGACCUGGGCGACGCUCCUGCAGGGCCCUGGCGCUCAUCCUGGGGAGGACUCACCGGCUGGUGUGUGGAAUCCACCGCAGCAUCCGCUUCCCCCUGCAGGCAGCCUUGACGUGCUCUUAGCUCAGGAAACGGAUGGCCCCGACCCUGCCCCCUCACAUGCAAACACACUGGGGACCAGCAGGAAGGCCCCCCUCUCUUGGGACAUUGGGAGGCCCACAGUGAGAGGUAGACGACGCCCCCAGCUCCCCCCAGCCAACUCCUCUGGUACUUGAUGAUUAACCAAGUCAGAUCACCAGGAGCAGGUCAGCUGCUGACCUUCCACGCUGGUGACACAGGUGUGCCCCAGUUGCUGUCCCCUCCUCCCCAAGUCCUCACUGAAAGAAACCAGGCGCUGCCCCCGGGUCCUGCCCCGCUCUCCUCUGCCCCACGGACCCUCCAGUGGGUGGGUGCCAAGCAAGUCCCCUGUCCCCUCCUGCCCAGCCCCGCACCGCAGGCCCCAGGAGAAUGUACUUGGCUAGUUUAGGUUCAGUCGCAGAAACCCCAGCAAUAACCUGGUUUGCCCUUGGCGAGCAGCCAGAGGAACACUGUGUGACCUCCUGGCAGCGCCGGUGUGAUCUGACACGUCUGCGUGUGCUGUGUGAACUGGGCCCUCGCGCUGCCGCACCCCGGCCCUGUCCCUGGGCGCCGCGGCCACCGACGCCCCCUCUUGGCAUUCCCGCUCCUUACGUGCAGUGUGAGCCGUCCGCGGCCUACAUGGACUUUUUUUUUUUUUUGUAAAUUUCACAGUUUCCAGAUAGCAUUAAACUUUUUAUAUUACAAAGUUUGCCAUGUAAAAAGAACUUCAUAUUUUUAUUGAGACUGCUAAGGCGCUUGGCCUUCUUCCUUUGUGAUUUCAGUGUCUAUUAAAGCAUGAGUUCCCUCGGUUUUAA